Messenger RNA from Anopheles arabiensis, 1146 nucleotides. RefSeq lists its product as uncharacterized. The transcript is spliced from 2 exons. Bases 1 to 894 code for a protein of 297 amino acids. The record is from RefSeq and is a predicted model, not a curated record. NCBI's taxonomy places the organism in Eukaryota, Metazoa, Arthropoda, Insecta, Diptera, Culicidae. Gene Ontology annotation, molecular function: oxidoreductase activity, acting on the CH-CH group of donors; nucleic acid binding; zinc ion binding.
AUGGCCGCUGCCCUUCCCCGCGGCCCUGACGACAUCGAGGCCCAAUUUGAGAAGCUGCGACAGCAACAGCAGCUUGCUGAAUUACGCCAAAAGGUGCACCAACUUGAAACGCCGCAGCCAGUCGCUCUUUGCGUAAAGGACUUUGAAGCUUUUAUCGAGCCACUCGACGUCGAUAAGAACCCCAAUGUCAUCCGAUGGUUCCGCGACUUGGAGCGUCUCUUUGCACUUUACCGAGUGCGCGAUGCAGUUAAUUUUUUCUUCACCCUUCGGCUCCUCACCGGCACAGCCGCUAACGUCCCAAAAGAACUUGUUGUAACCACUUAUGAUGAGUUGAAGAAAGAGUUGAUCGACAAUCUUCACGUCGUUGCUACGCCCGAAUCUGUUUAUCGCCAACUCCGUAACCGUCGAUUGCGGCCCCAGGAAUCCGCCCUGCACUACUUGUUUGACAUGCAGCGCAUCGCAGACCAAGCCAGUAUCGCCGAUUCAGAACUGAUCCCGAUCGUCAUCGACGGCUUGGGAAGCCCGUCAAUUACGUCGAGUCUGCAUUUCAUGCCUCUUACGAUGAACGACUUCCGGAAGAAAUUAAAACUUUUCGAAUCUUGCCGUCAUCUUUGCACCACCCAGCCCCCUUCCGCUGAUGCCCGGGCCACAACGAACAGCUGUAUGGAACGGCCCCGCCCAUCGCAGGAACCCAUCCGCUGCUUCAACUGCUCCCGAUUCGGACACCUUCAGAACGCGUGCCCGCGACCUAAGCGCCCACCCGGCGGAUGUUUUCGUUGUUUCCAGACUGGACACGUCUACCGUAACUGCCCUGAACGUCGGGCCAACGCCACUGUCGAGGGCAAUACUAGUUCGGACGAAGCUCUCGCCACAAAUCAAGAGGAAGUCCUGUGAGCUUCAUUAGCGACACGAUAGUACCAGUCAAGAUGCUAGGACCUCUUUCCGCUACCGAAUACUGCACUAUGAUUAAGGGACCACUUUACUCUCGAGGAAAAAUCGAUUGUACUAUCCGAUUUAAGAAUCAUUCCGUUCGACACUCUUUUAUUAUAUUACCUGGAAUUGCGUGGCCAGUCAUUAUCGGUCGCGAUUUACUGAACUCACUUAAUAUUUUUCUUACGUAUUCAUCUCUUACAACUUCAUGUAUUA